Coffea eugenioides is the source of this 1623-nucleotide messenger RNA. RefSeq names its product calcium-dependent protein kinase 24-like. Bases 1 to 1623 code for a protein of 540 amino acids. Lineage: Eukaryota; Viridiplantae; Streptophyta; Magnoliopsida; Gentianales; Rubiaceae. Gene Ontology annotation, molecular function: calcium/calmodulin-dependent protein kinase activity; calcium-dependent protein serine/threonine kinase activity; calmodulin binding. Gene Ontology annotation, biological process: peptidyl-serine phosphorylation; protein autophosphorylation; intracellular signal transduction. Gene Ontology annotation, cellular component: nucleus; cytoplasm. The record is from RefSeq and is a predicted model, not a curated record. The transcript has 8 exons.
AUGGGAGGCUGCAUGUCUAUACCAACAAAUACAAGUUUCUUGAAGAGAACAAAGAACCAGAAGCAAGUGCAUGGAUCAUGUGAUCAGGGGCAUAGCGUUAAUGGUGGCAAUGCAGCAGGGUUACCUUUAAGCCAAAGGAUCUCACGACCAGUCACAGUUUUGAAAGAUCCUGAUGGACAUGAAAUCUACCAAAGAUACAAAUUUGGAAAGGAACUUGGAAGAGGAGAGUUUGGUGUUACGUACCAGUGCAUAGACAAAGAAACGGGGGAAAAUGUAGCUUGUAAAAAGAUAUCAAAGAGCAAGCUUAGGACCGAAAUCGACGUUGAGGAUGUCCGGAGAGAGGUUGAGAUCAUGAGACAUUUGCCAAAAAAUCCUAAUAUUGUCAGCUACAUAGCUGCUUAUGAGGAUAAAGAGGCAAUUUAUCUUGUUAUGGAGCUUUGUGAAGGUGGAGAGCUCUUUGAUAGGAUUGUUGCAAGAGGACAUUACACUGAAAGAGCUGCUGCUCUUGUUACCAAGAGUAUUCUUGAGGUUGUCAAGUUAUGCCAUAAACACGGAGUAAUCCAUCGGGAUCUUAAACCAGAAAACUUUUUGUUUGCAAAUACAAGUGAAAAUUCACCAUUAAAGGCAAUAGAUUUCGGCCUUUCCAUAUUCUUUCAGCCUGGCCAGCAUUUUUGUGAAAUUGUUGGAAGCCCAUAUUACAUGGCUCCUGAAGUCCUUCGACGUAAUUAUGGAUCAGAAGUAGAUGUCUGGAGUGCGGGAGUAAUUCUUUACAUAUUGUUAUGUGGAGUGCCUCCUUUCUGGGCAGAAUCUGAAGAGGGGAUUGCUCAUGCAAUUGUUCGGGGUGAGAUAGAUUUUCGAAGGGAUCCUUGGCCUAAAAUUUCACGAAAUGCUAAAGAUCUUGUGAAGGGCAUGCUGGAACCAAAUCCUUAUACAAGACUGACAGUGGAGGAAGUACUUGAAAACGAAUGGAUAAAGAAUGCUAACCAAGUUGCCAAUAUUCCAUUGGGGGAAGGAGUUCGAACAAGGAUUAAACAGUUCUCUCUGAUGAAUAAAUUCAAGAAGAGGGUUCUCAGAGUAGUAGCAGACUACUUGCCAGAUGAUGAAGUGCAUGGGAUUAAACAAAUGUUCUACUCUAUGGACACUGAUCAAAAUGGAAGCUUGAGUUUCGAAGAACUCAAAGAUGGUCUAAAUAAGUUUGGGCAAGAUGUUGCUGAUCCUGAUGUUGAGCUACUAAUUGAUGCUGCUGAUUUGGAUGGGAAUGGGAUGCUUAACUGUGAUGAAUUUGUUACAUUAGCAGUCCAUUUGAAAAGACUAAGCAGUGAUGAGCAUUUACUUCAAGCUUUUCACCAAUUUGACAAGAAUGGAAAUGGAUACAUCGAGUUUGAAGAAUUGAGAGAUUCUUUAUCAGACGAACAUCUUGGUCCGAACAAUGACCAGUUUGUGCAAGACAUCAUAUUUGAUGCAGACUUGGACAAGGAUGGAAAGAUCAGUUAUGCAGAAUUCAAGGCAAUGAUGACUACAGGUGCAGAUUGGAAAAUGGCUUCUCGCCAGUACUCUAGAGCAAUGCUAAAUGUACUCAGCAUGAAAUUGUUUAAAGAUAAAUCUAUGCAACUCAAAAUUUGA